Molecule: messenger RNA, 1746 nt
Organism: Mesocestoides corti
Lineage: Eukaryota; Metazoa; Platyhelminthes; Cestoda; Cyclophyllidea; Mesocestoididae
Source: the annotation of a GenBank genome assembly
AUGUCUGUCGGCAAACUGGAGCGAAGCGGGUGCCACCAGGAGGAUUCCGCAGGCAGUGACCUUCAUCACCCACUGGUUCCUGCUGGCCACUCCACUAUUCCACCGAGCGUCGUGGGCUUGUUUGCGGAGAACGAGCCCACAUCGGUCCCCGACCUCUUGUUCUAUCAGCAGCAACAGCAACAGCAACACCACCAACUAACAUGGUGCUUCUCUGAAACCGGUGCUUCUUUAUUCCCACUGGAGGGAGACGCGGCAUUCUACAGCCAACCAGAACCGCAGCCGCACGAGCAUGCUCGCGAGGUUCCCGAAAUUAAGCCUGCUCAAGUCCGUGAAGGCGCCAGUCAAAGGGGACGAUCCAAAUCGUCUGGCAACUCCAGUGACGCUCCCUGGGACAUCAAAGACAGCAUUCUUCCAACGGUGACCCAGUAUGACCCCUACGACCUCUGGCCAGACGGGAACUGUCGCCGGAUCUACUCGGUGGCGAGUGAGCGGGCGAGGAGGCAUCAGAGUGGAUGGGCCAUGCGGAACACCAAUAACCACAACCCCCAGGUCCUCAAGAAGUCCUGCCUCGGCGUGCUGGUGUGCUCCCUAGGCUGCACCUCCCCCAGCGGCCUAGCUGUUGCCUACAGGCCGGCGAUUUGCGACAAGGCCAGGAAGAAACAGUGCAUGCGGAACUGCACCACGCCUGGCUGCAAGGGACGCCUGGUUCAGAAGAACUGCAAGGGUCACGGCGGUUACCCGGUGACGCAUUUCUGGCGAUUUGCGAACGGCGCCGUGUUCUUUCAGUCGAAGGGCCGCCACGACCACGUCAAACCGAUGGCCAAAGCCCUCGGCUCGAGCUCGGCCAUCUCCUCACGAGCAAAGCCCAUUCUGGACGAACCUGUCGCCUCGCAUCGACGCAAGAUCCGAUCCUCGGGUAAUCUGGCGUCGGCCAAGAUCCCCCUGAGCCAAGUGGAUCUUGAAGCCAAGCCAAGGAUCGCAUCCACGCUUAGAAAUGAGAGACCCAAGCACGAUGAGCCUCAGAAAGAUGCCGCCACCGACUUCAACCACUUCCAGCUCCAUCAGCCUUCCGAGCUCGAAGCCUUGCUCAUGCAUCACCAAAGUCAACAAAUCCCGUUUCAACAAAUGGACGACGUUGGACAAACUGGAGUUUACUUCCAGCAACCUCAGCAACCACCACCACCACUGGACUACUUCCUGGGUGCCGAGCAGCAAGUUGUUGGUGCCUCAACCUUCCACCACCAACUCCAACCGGCAGAAGAGGUCUUCGUGAAUCCCCACCAGGCCAACCUGAGUCAACAGGAACAAUAUCACUACGCAUGGCGCAUACCCGUCGCCACACCAUCGUCGGCAGUUGAAACUGACUAUGUGGAACAUCAGGAUCAGCAGCAUCAGCAGCAGCAACAGCCUUACUUGGGCAUGCUAUUCGCGACAUCAGGUGUUGCGUACAGAACUGACGCGUUCGAAAACUAUCCCGCGCUACCGGAGACAAGCGGGAGCACAGACGCAUCGAUUGUCUCAUUUCCGGGAGGCGGAGAGAGUGAGGCGAUCCCCUACCCAGUGACCAUCGAACCCCCAGCCGAUUGGACAGUCGGGCAGCAGGGUCAGCAUCAGGUGCACCACAGCAAUCAACAUCACCACCUCCACCACCACCAUCAGCAACAACAGCAUCAGAUUAUGCUGGAUGAGCUGCAGCCUGCGUGGUUCCUCAGCCCCCAGUUCCCGUGGAAAUCGAUCGAAAGUUGA